Linum tenue is the source of this 2632-nucleotide messenger RNA. The record is from the annotation of a GenBank genome assembly. Lineage: Eukaryota; Viridiplantae; Streptophyta; Magnoliopsida; Malpighiales; Linaceae.
CCCUUCUUCACUCUCCCCCGCCAAGCACACUUCCACUGCCGCUCCUAGCCUCCUCCAGACUGCAAGCAAUUUCUGCAAAAAUCGAUAAUGUUGUCCUUCCCAUUCACAGCGCUCAAUUCAGCUUCUUCACUCCAACUUCCAUUCCAUUCUCUGGUCCUUUCCUCAUCCCAAUCGAAGCUCGCUGCCGUCUCCACUCAUCACUUCCUAUCUCUUCCCGUACAAAGAAGCCGAAGAAAUGCCGGAAUGGGAGGAGGAAGAAGAACGCCGCCGGCGAUUUUGUGUUGCUCGAUUCCCAGUUCUUCAUCACCCGCCGCCGGUGCUGAUGCUUCUUCUUCUCCGGCGAUGACCGUGGCACCUCCGGUGGUGAGGAAGAGAAAGCGAUACCGGAAACCCUACCCGGGAGAGGUCAAGGGGAUUACUGAAGAAAUGAGGUUCGUCGCCAUGCGACUCCGCAACAUCAAGGGCAAGUACACUCACAAGAACAAAACCGCCUCCGAUUCCGACUCCGACGGAGGCGAAUCGCAGAGUUCCGAAGAAGGAGAGGGAGCCGGAGAGGGAAACGAAGCGGAAUCGGAGACUUGGAUGCCGAGUAUGGAAGGGUUCGUCAAGUAUCUGGUGGCCAGCAAGCUCGUGUUCAACACUGUGGAGCGGAUUCUUGAUAAAUCCGACGACGUUUCAUAUACACAUUUCAGGAAAACUGGGUUGGAAAGAUCAGAGGCGCUGGAGAAGGACCUUCAAUGGCUGGCUGAGCAUCACGGCAUUGAAAUCCCUAAGCCAAGCAAUCAAGGGGUUGUUUAUGCCCAAUAUCUGGAGCAUAUUGCUGAAGGGAGUGCACCAUUGUUCCUCUCCCAUUUGUACAACAUUUACUUCUCUCACAUUGCCGGCGGCCAAGUCAUAGCUACCCAGGUGUGUGAUAAGCUUUUAGAAGGCGAAGUGCUGGAGUUCCUGCAAUGGGAGGGAGAUGCAGAGGAACUGUUAAAGGGUCUAAGGGAGAAGGUCAACAUGCUUGGAGAGCAUUGGUCUAGAGACGAGAAGAACAGAUGCUUGAAAGAGACAUCAAAGUGUUUCAAGUACAUGGGUCAUAUAGUUCGGUUGAUCAUCUUAUGAAGAAGGGAAGCUAAUGAAGGAAUGGUGAAUGGAUUCUCCAUUUGGAAAACAUGUCUCUCCAUUGAUCGACGAGAACGUUGAGCUAGUCGAGUGAGCCCGCCUGAACUCUGCUUUGUAGUUGAGGCUUUGUGCCUUAAUCCUCCUGAACCAGUUCGCCAGUCAUUGCAGCUUGAGCAUCAAGUGGACGCAGAUGAAAAAAUCGCAAAACUGCUACAACCGAUUUAGUCCUGUUCAGCCUUCUCUUCUUGUUUUGAUGUGAAUCUUCCAAGUUUCCCGUCAAAGGGGCAAGAUCCUAUAGCUUUAGCUAUGUAAUGUAGUACAGGAGAAAUCCUUAUUAGAUCAGAAGAGGGGUUCGUAUAACAGAGCAAGAAGUAGUUGUAAACUUGUAGUAAUGCCCAAACAGAAAACUAUUGUUGUUUGUCAUUUCAGAGCUGUUUGUCCUUUUGAAAAACUAAAUCUGAUAAGAGUUCUCAUUUCUCUGAGCCAAUUACAAGGAAAAUCAAGAUUAUAAAAAAAUAAUUACAACCAACAUAAUUUGAAUAGGCCGAGAGAGAUUCAGCUCUUUCUAUGCCUCCUCGCCCAAAUGCAAGAGCUACGUUGGCAAGUAAUCAUGCCUUCUAAAGUCUGCAACGGUGGGGAGCUCUGUCUGAAACUCAGUUGCUCAACAAAAUGUUGUGUGUUGUUGAUCCCUUGGAGUUGAUUUCUGGAAGCUAUGCAUAGUAGCACCCUUCCUGUUUUGGGAUGUCGCUGUGGAUUCAGUCAGCCGUGCUAGGGAGUUUGAUUUCAGACACUGACACGAUCAUUUGGUGGUCUGUUGGCUCUUGGAUCUGAAGGUUGGGCCGACCAAUCUAUAGCUAUUACACUUCCAGCUUCGUCUGAGACUUUUCGUGUACUCUCAAUGCUUCCGAAAUACUGACUACCCACCUGAAUUCAACAACAUUAAGGAGCUGUAGAAAGCUGCCGAACUGGAAUACCAACUCUGGAAGCAGUAAUGGGGGAAAAUUAGAAUUUUACCCUUCCAGACCAGGCUGUGUUGGGUAGUAGACGUUCUUGAAGCCCAACCUUUUUGCAGCUGAUGCUGUAGUCUCACCGAUACAGGCUACAGAGUUGUCCCAAUGCCCUGAUUCCGAAGAAACGAGCUUGAGCCAUGCACUGUUGCAAUCAAUGCAUAUAUCAGCUGAGCAUGUUUCUUCGGUGGGAAAGAAGCAUAUGGAAGAGCCUUGUAACCUAGCUCAGUUAAUAGAUGAUGGAUGAGUUUAUGUUCCCAAGAAAUUUAGAGUGCUUACCGAAUUGCAGAAGGUGAAGCAACUGCGACUACAGGAACAGAGAGUGCCUCCUUAAGAACUGUUGGAUCCACACGAUCUACAGGAAUCUGAAGUUGCAAGAUUGUUGAAUAAGGAGGGAUAAUUUUGUUAGUCAGCUGGGGAAGGAAAUGGACAGUAACACUUCCUGCACCAUCAGAGCAUCAAAAGGUUGGAGGAAAUCUAAUGUUCAAUUGUACAUAGUUGGAGUCAUUUUACCAAAC